UUCAACCUCGCGCGAAGUUAAGCCACAUGUUUGUUAAAAGCUGAUGUAAAUAUCGUAAACUAUGAGAAAAUAAUGUGGUGUUAAUCUGAGAUCGUCGACAAUCAAUGUAUGGACGAUUUUAAGAAAUUGCUGCAAUAUUUGGUCGGGUGACAUUAUUGCCAAUACAGUGCCAUUGGCAUUGGGUGAUAAAUACUUUUACAAACAUAUAAUCUUAAAUAGAUGUCAUCAUGGCAACAUCUCCAAAAUCAAGUAUGGAAACUAGUCAUGAAAAUUUAGAUGAAUAUUUCUCAAGUUACAAUGAUGUGACUGUUCAUGAACUCAUGUUAAAAGAUAGACCAAGAACGCUGGCCUAUAAACAAUUUUUUGAAGAAAAUCGCGAAUAUAUAGUAGAUAAAGUUGUCAUGGAUGUUGGUAGUGGUACAGGAAUAUUAGCUAUGUUUGCUGCAGCAGCUGGGGCUAAAAAGGUUUACGCUGUUGAGGCUAGUGAGAUGGCAGCUAUUUGUAAAAAUAUUGUAGUUUGUAAUGGUUUUGAAGAAAAAAUUGAAGUCAUCAACAAGAAAGUUGAAGAUGUUGAGUUAGCAGACGAUGAAAAAGUAGACAUUUUGGUUUCAGAAUGGAUGGGAUUUUACCUUCUGCAUGAGUCCAUGUUAGACUCUGUUAUUUUUGCACGUGAUAAAUUCUUAAAACCGAAUGGAAUUAUGGUGCCUUCUCAUGCAAAUUUAUUAAUAGCUCCUGUUAAUAUGGAUAAUUAUUAUGAUGACCAUUUUGAAUAUUGGAGUAAUUGUUAUGGUUUUGAUUUGUCUCCUAUGGUACCAGCGGCGAUGGCUACUAGUUUCAAGGAGCUACUCAUCACUGAGAUUUCUGAAAAACAACUUGUGGCCGAGUCCGACUUUGUUACUGCUUUUGAUUUAAAGACCGUGACUAUUGAUGACGUUCGACAUUUAAGUAAAAGUUGUGAAUUUCUUGUCAAUGAAGAUUGUACAAUUCAUGGCUUUGUAACUUGGUUUAAUGUUGUAUUCACUUGCCUUAACUCUGAGGUUCAAAGUUCAAAUGAAUCCAGUUCCAUCCAACUUGUAAAUAGUGAAGCAGCUACAGAGUCUGACCCAGUUGUUAGUCUUCCAAUAACACUUAGUACUGGUCCAUCAGCGGAAGCAACGCAUUGGAAACAAACAGUUAUAUUCCUCACUUCUGCAUUAGAAGUAGAAAAAGAUAGUAUUCUCCCUUGUUUAAUAGAACUUUCCCAAGAUAAAGAUAAUAAACGGCAUUAUAAUAUAUCUAUAGACUUGACAGGUAAUGAGGAUGAUAUUGAGGCUGAAACGAAUGACCAUCCCAUUCCCUGUGAUUGUUCAGCACCGAGGUGCAAGUUGAUAAAAACUGUAAUGGAGAAAUUUGCAGAGGAGCAGGAUGAAGUUGAAACUGAAGCAGAAAAUACCGAAACAAAUGCAGAGAUUGAGGCAGCUCGUGUUUUAGACUCUGAAACAAUCAGUGAUGUGUCUAUUUAACAAAAAAUUUCUUUCUUAAUAAAGCUGUGAAUUUAUCUAUAGAUAAGGGUGACAGCUACUAUCAUCAGUUUGUGAAGACUUUCUCUAAGUAUCCAUGUUCAAUCACCACACUAAAUUAAAGAUUAUGACAUAACAGGCAAACUAGAACUAGCCAUUGAUAUUGGGGAUGACAUAUUGAAACCUUUUGUUGCAUUGGUGUAACAUUAUGCAUUCUUUAAUUAAGGGUAACAAUAUAAAGCUUUUCUGAAGUCCCCUCUUGUUAAACUUGACCAACCAGUCCAAUCUUAUUUCUGGAUUGGAUAAACUGCUUGAGAAUACAAAAACUUCAUUUCUGACACACAGGUGUCCAUUUUAGUCUGCUCCAGAAUAUAAAUAUAACUUUAUGCAUUCUUUAAUAUCUGGUAAGGGUAACAACAUAAAGAUGUUCUGAAGUCCCCUUUGAUUAAGCUUGACCACACAGUCCAAUCUUAUUUCUGGUAAAGAAUAAACUGCUUGAGAAUUCAAGAAAUUCAUUUCUGACACACAGGUGUCAAUUUUCGUCUGCUCCAGAACAUAGGCGUACCAAAUGCUGGGAAAAUUUGGGCACACAAUUGUAUUUUGUAAAAGUUGUAUAAAAAAAGAUAUUGUGUUCUUGAAUGUGUCCAAUUUAACAGCGAAUUUAUUAUUAUUAUGUAACAUACUAAGAACCUAACUACAUUUUUUGGGCAGCAACCACCACCGCCCCCCCCCCCCC
Patella vulgata (common limpet) is the source of this 2235-nucleotide messenger RNA. RefSeq lists its product as uncharacterized. The coding region runs from base 228 to 1502 and encodes 424 amino acids. Gene Ontology annotation, biological process: peptidyl-arginine methylation. Gene Ontology annotation, molecular function: protein-arginine N-methyltransferase activity. NCBI's taxonomy places the organism in Eukaryota, Metazoa, Mollusca, Gastropoda, Patellidae. The record is from RefSeq and is a predicted model, not a curated record. The transcript has 2 exons.